This is a messenger RNA of Scatophagus argus, 6554 nucleotides long. RefSeq names its product G protein-coupled receptor 52 (gene gpr52). Lineage: Eukaryota; Metazoa; Chordata; Actinopteri; Scatophagidae. Gene Ontology annotation, molecular function: G protein-coupled receptor activity. The transcript has a single exon. The record is from RefSeq and is a predicted model, not a curated record. Gene Ontology annotation, cellular component: membrane. Gene Ontology annotation, biological process: G protein-coupled receptor signaling pathway. The coding region runs from base 2312 to 3430 and encodes 372 amino acids.
UGUAACAUUUUCAGUGCUAUUAGUUGUUUUUAUGUAUGAAUGAAAUAUACCUGUUUCUCUCAAACAUGCUUGGCCUGGAUAGAUUUAUGGAGAAUUGAGACUGAAAGGAAGAGGGAAGGGGGAUGGGCCUUUAGUUAAUAGAAACAUAGACUAAGAGAGAUAAGUAAUAUGUAAAUAGGAAAUGUAUCCAAAUUUACCUCUGGGAGAAAGCAAGUGUGAGAGAUAGAAUAAUGGUGCAGGGAGCCUCAGGUGCAGCUGGGAUGGGAGGAGGCGGGGCAAUGAGCGAGAGGGAGAAGCUGAGGGAGAGAGAGCGAGAAAGAGGCAGGGUUCGUGUGUGUGUGUGUGUGUGUGUGUGUGUGGAAAGAGAGAGAGAGAUUGAGUGUGCAAGCUAGAGAGAUUGUGUGGAGAGGGAGGGAGGGAAGUGUAAGCCAGUCACAGCAUCUCUCCUUCUCACUGCACCAGGGCUGAGGGACUCUUCGUCCCCUCGCUUCCCUCGCUGCAGAUUUAACUCAUUUCCAUCAGCGCAGUCAUCUUUUUUUUCCCCUGCUUUUUACUUCCUGCUUUUGACAGAUGCAUUACAUUCAUCUUUUUCUGUAUGUCAGGAUCUAAGGAUUUAUUUAUUUGAAACGUGCAUUGUCCUGUUCAAUGGAAUUUAAAGGGGGAAUUCUGAAGAGGACAGUGCUUAAAACUGCGAUUUCGACUGGGACUUGGCCUUUUCUUUAUGUUGCCAGAGUGGAUUCCCCCUUUGUUGCGGUGCCGCUAUUUUGUUCAGGACGACAGACGUACUGCGAGAGGAGUUGUAGGACCCAAUACCUCGACAACUAAACGGAGCACACAUUUCAAAGGACUAAGGCAAGUUAGAGAAUAUAUGGUUACACUAAGCACUUGAGGAGAAGGUGCUAAGCUUCUCCUGCCGAUGCUUCAGAAUGUCACAGGAAAAAUGCAAGUAACAAGUUUACAGGAUUAAUAAGUGGAUUGCCGAUUGAUCCCCGCACCUCCCUCUGCAAGAGUCUGCCACAGGAUUGCUGAGGAGUCAGAGUGAGUGGAGCGCUGAGUUAUUCAGCUGGCCUCUCAUUGCUCCAAGAGAGUCCUUCCACCUGCUUGCAUGGGAGUCUGACAUUCAACGCUUUCAUCAGCUACUGGACUUUAACAUUUGUUUGUCUUUUGCGACUUGCAGUCCACAACACUGAGAGGCAAGUUUGCACAUUUUGAUUUGAAGUUUGAAUCACCUUAAUGGCAGAACUCAUCCAGACAUUUUGACGCACUUGAUUUUUACCUCAUUCUGCCGAGGGAUGCCUUGUAAACACAUAUUCCCCCCAGCGCCAUGUGUGCUGAGAGAGCUGUGACAUUAUCUCCUGCGGAGAUCCCCAUGUUUUUCUAGCCUGUGUCUGUGUUUUGAUUCAGACAAUAGCUGGGCAUACAGGGGCUCCAGACACUGACCAGAGGACCACCAAAAUAACUUACAUAGUAAACACAAUAUCACCCUGGACGGUGAAAACUUUGCAUCGAAAUGAAGGCUUGAGUCACAGUUAUGGAUGUAAUUUUUUUCUCCACACAUUGGUAUACCCCAAGAGAGACUUCUAAGAAUCUUUUUUCUUCCCAUAAGCAGUGGUUGCUUAAGAUGUAUUUUUUGAAAGGUAGCGACAUUAACUAAGUUUAAUCUGAUCUUUCAAUUUGAAACAGGAGCCAUAUGCUGCUUGCUUAUUUGAUCCCCUGUAAGGACCCAUCAAGAGAGAAGAGGAUUGUGCUCUGCUUCAUGCUUUAACCUCUUCAUUGUGUCCUCCCUCGCAUCUUCUGUGCUCUCUGCCCUUGUGAGCACAGCUUAUGCCCUCAGCCUCCUGGUGGCAACCCUCAUUAGAAUCAGGAGAUGAGGCCACAGACUGGCAGGCAAAGCAGCAGGGAAAUUCGCCUUUGGGAUAGAUGUUGGCCACAGUACUAAUGCUGCCCUGUUUUAGGUCUACUGAAGUAAUACAGCUAUUUUUUUCUCUCUCUCCUUCUGACUGUUACCCACCCACUACCUUCACUAACCAUGAGUGAUUGGAAAAGGAGAGCUAAACAGGUUGUGCUACCCUCCCAGAGGCCAUAUUGAUUUUCCUCCAGUCAGUGUUUAUUUGAUUGAGACCCAGCUAUGUGAGGGUAAGGUGAAAGAGAGAGUGAGUGUGCUAGAGAGAGUAUUGAGCUCCAUUAAUUGAGGGAGGCUGCAGACAUUUGGUGUCGAGUGGGUGGGGGGCAGACAGUUCUCCAGUUUCAGGCCAGCUGCCUUAUGGGUGGCACACUACGAACCUGACCCACCUGGAUAGCACCCAGAACAAUGAACCUAUCUGAACUGACAACAGACCCAGUGCUCACUGCCAACAGUAGCCAUGGAGGCUUCUUUCCUGGUAGGGCAUCAAACCACUCCUGUCCCUUGGGCUGGGGGCUGAACGAAGGCCUAGAGACUUGCGUCCUGGAGACGGCUGUCAUUGUACUCUUGACCGUGCUCAUUAUUGCAGGGAACCUGACUGUGAUCUUUGUGUUCCACUGUGCCCCUCUGCUACACCACUACACCACCAGCUACUUCAUCCAGACCAUGGCCUACGCUGACCUGCUGGUGGGUCUUAGCUGUCUGGUCCCCACCCUGUCUCUGCUCCACUACCCAGCAGGUGUCCAGGAGCCUGUGACAUGCCAGGUCUUCAGCUAUGUCAUCUCUGUUCUGAAAAGUGUUUCAAUGGCCUGCUUGGCUUGUAUCAGUGUAGACCGCUAUCUGGCUAUAACUAAACCACUAUCUUAUAACCAGCUGGUAACGCCAUGCCGGCUACGAGGCUGCAUCACCCUAAUCUGGGUCUAUUCCAGUCUGGUUUUCUUGCCCUCCUUCUUUGGGUGGGGUAAGCCAGGUUAUCAUGGAGACAUUUUUGAGUGGUGCGCUCACUCUUGGCCCACCUCUGCCCUCUUUACAGGCUUUGUGGUGUGUUUGCUCUAUGCACCUGCUGCCCUUGUGGUUUGCUUUACCUAUUAUCACAUCUUUCGCAUUUGCCAGCAGCACAACAGGGAGAUCAGUGAACGACGGGCACGUUUCCCCAGCCAGGAGAUGGAAGCUGGUGAGGGGGGUGGCAGUGGACAUCACGGAGGGCACGGACCAGAUCGACGCUAUGCGAUGGUGCUUUUCCGCAUCACCAGUGUUUUCUAUAUGCUUUGGCUGCCCUACAUAAUCUAUUUCCUGCUAGAGAGCUCCCAUGUGCUGGAUAGCCCUGCCCUCUCCUUCAUCACCACCUGGCUGGCCAUCAGCAACAGCUUUUGCAACUGUGUCAUCUACAGUCUGUCUAAUAGUGUGUUCCGUCUGGGCAUGCGUAGGCUCUCGCAGACGAUGUGCUCCUUCAGCCACUGUGCAGCAGAUGACAGGGACUUUGGGGAGCCUAAACCAAGGAAGAGGGCAAACUCGUGCUCCAUCUGAAGGGGUGACUUUUAAGGACCCUCCUGGAAGUUCCGAAUGGGGAAACAUGAAUCUUAACAAGAUUAGCAGCUAGUUAACUUUCAUUUAAAUUGUCUGAGAUUAACCAAACAGAAAACACUUUCUGUCAGCUGAUACCAGUGACACUGCCGUGGUCACAAUAAAUGAUCGGUUACUGCUUUGGAAGCUUUUCAAGGCUAUGGUGCAGUGACUGAACAGAAAGGUUUAAUGAGAUGAUUGCUCUGUAAUGGCUUUUAUUGUAUGGUAUAUGACUUAGCUGUGGAUCACACACACAAGUCCUCCUGUGACAUUUCUAGCCUUUACAGCUCUCUGUAUUUCAUGAGUCAUGUCAGACAUAGUGGUGAGGCAAACCUGUAAACUCCAAAAGAUUCACAAAUAUUUCCUCAGACGUCAAAUUUGAACACACAAUUUCAUGCCUGUCAAAUUUUGUUAGUGGAUGUGAAAUGGAUUGACCUCAUGUUCGAUGUCUCCAUACUUGCUGUAACUGUCAUUAGCAGAGACAAGGUAACGUAUACUUACUUGUGCUCACAAACAUGUUUAGGGUUAAAUGGAUAUUUGACUUUUUGACAGUAUAAACAUUAGAUAGUUUCAAGAUAGAAACACUGACGACAGCCUUUAAGCUGCUGAUAAAUAGCAUAUGACGUAUGGCCUUGACUGUUUUUAGAGGAGUGAGUGAGUCCAUUUCUGCUGAAGUGUUUUGUGUUGAGUCUGUGAACACAAUGUGGGCAGGUGAACUGGAGAGAGAUGUGGAAAAAAAAGAAAAGCUGUAAUGAUGUCCUGGUCAAUGAUGUCCUGUUCUGUCACAUUUUUCUUCUCUCGAUAGAGUGAUUGGCCAGUUACCAAUCUGAAAAUUGGUUGAGAUUUUUUCUCAGAUCCUCUGCAAAACAUGGUACAUCAUGUAACAGUGCACAACAAUCUUAAAUGGCAAGAGUCCAGUAUAGCACUGUGUAUAUAGUUAAACAAAACAUACUUCUACAUCACAGUAUUGCAUAAAGGCCUGUAAAAGUAUCUUAAAAAAAUCACCUGACUAAACAUGGUUAUUUACCGAUAAUUUAUAUGGACAAAUUUUAAACACCUUUCACUGUGGGACCUUUUAUCAGAUUUUCAACAGAUGACAUGCUGCUUCUAUUAUUAUUUACUAUAUUUCCUAUUAUUAUUUAAAUAUUCACUGAAUUUGGAUGGUCAACAAUUGAUUGGCAGACCCCUACUAAAAAGCACCUUAUUUCCUGAACUCAAAGGGAUGUGUCUGGUUGACACUGAGGCCUCUGUAUUGAGAGCAGUGAACUGAUGCUCUCAGCAGAUAACUAUCCAGCAGUUUUGGGUUUUUUUCCCAGAUCCCCUCUCGCAUUUAUGAAAUGGCCCAUCGGCUCCAAUAUUUCCACCUUUGGCGUGGCAUUCCUGAUAUGGCUGUGUUAGGAAUAUUCUGCUAACAGUUUGAUGCAUGAGCACUCACGACAGCCAUUUCUUACAAGCAAAUACAUAUUGCAUCCCUCUUGCGCUGUAUAUGGAGUGCUGUGUAUACUGGAUAGUAUACAAAUGUAACUGUCAAUUUCAGAUGUUUAAUUUGAAAUAUUUUACUUUACAAACAAACUGAGCUGUCUUGAGAAAAAUGCGAUAGCAGUGGCAGAGUACAGUUGUGCUCUGGUUUUGGCUGUUUUGCAUCAGCAGCUGUUUUCUUUCUUAGAGAUAAUGAUGGAUUUUAUAUCGGCAGCAGUGGACAGGGGCUUGGGUUAAUGUGAUCUGAUCCGUCUGGAGGUCGUUGUGAGGUUAAAUCUCAUCUGAUCUGAAAUUACAUGCUUAGUUGUGAUAAAAGUUAAAGGCUAUCAGUAGCUUCUCUUGAGGUAGUUUGUUAAACUACGACCCAGACAAUCCUCAUUACUUUUAAUUUGUUCCACUCUCUUUCAUCUGUAGAAAACCUGUGGCCCUCAAACUACAGGCCUAAAUGUCUCACAGACUGCUAAGUGCUUUUGUGAAAGAACAGAAUACUUAGUGUAUACUUCUCACAGGGUCAACCUUAACAGGGAAUCACACUGUAAAUUUAGGUGGUGGAAGGGGAGAUAAUAACAUUGAAUUUAUAACUGGGCUUGUCGAAUUUUCCAUGAUGUUUGUGGCCAAGCAGCAGAUGGAGUCCUUAAUGGACUGUGUGGAUUCGAGAAUGGUUGUUAACUUGAUUCCACUAAAAUAUUACAGUUCUUUUGUUAUUUAACUGUGCACAUUCCAGCUCUGUAAAAUCUGAAGACUGUUCCCUAGUGUGGGGCUUUUGAUAUACAAAGUGCAGAUGACGCCUGUUGUGAGGGAACCUGCAGACUGCCUUUAGUUAUGAUUCUCAUCCUUUGCCUCAUUACAGUAGUAAAGUCAUUCCGGUCAGUUUACCUUGUACAUUCCCUUGAUCGUGAUCAGUGUCAAAGCCUAAUUCAUUUUACAUGAAUACAGCCGUGUAAUAUGGCCAGUGACUGAUACUGAUAUCUCGAUUUGCUCAUUUACUAGUGUCACCUGUGGUUUAGGCCUUGCUCGUGGUGUAUGGAUGUCCAUGCUAGAAACCAAGUGACAGAGCAAACACAGUCCAUUGAUAUUGUAACUGCAUUCGUUGCUGCUUAACAGUACUCUGUGUAAGUCAUUCCUCAGUUUUAAAGCUGCAUGAAGUGAAUUUUGACUACUAGGGGUAGAAAGACUCUAAUAUCAUAUGGCUUUAGAUUAUUACAUUUUAGUGGCAUGUUAAUAAGCAAUUUGCUAUUUACAUAUUCAGCAGAAACAGAUCAACAUUAACUUUUAUUUCCAGCGUCUUUCAUGGCCACCUGAUGAAUGUAAGUGCAAUGUUGUUUUUCAAGGCAAGGUUCGGUUAAAAAAGAAAAACAAGCAAACAGAAAACAACCUUAGCUACAGGAACAUAAAGCUAUAGAGCUGCAGUAAAGUGGGUGUUGAUUAUUUGUGGGACUGUUGACAUUGAUCACCCUUUAACAUGAUAAAAGAGUUCUUUGAUUUAACAGUAGAAUAAAAAAUAUUGCUUUAUGCAGCUUUAAUGCAUUACAGAUUGUUCUGUAUAUGUGCCUAAAGAUGUAUUUUGUAGGAAAAGUGGAAAAAAAAAAUAAAAGAUGUUCAGAAGUAA